This is a messenger RNA of Rhinolophus ferrumequinum (greater horseshoe bat), 1868 nucleotides long. RefSeq names its product docking protein 2 (gene DOK2). NCBI's taxonomy places the organism in Eukaryota, Metazoa, Chordata, Mammalia, Chiroptera, Rhinolophidae. The record is from RefSeq and is a predicted model, not a curated record. Bases 109 to 1362 code for a protein of 417 amino acids. The transcript is spliced from 5 exons. Gene Ontology annotation, cellular component: cytoplasm. Gene Ontology annotation, biological process: positive regulation of MAPK cascade; cell surface receptor protein tyrosine kinase signaling pathway.
AGGAAAUGAACUUGAGAGAAGGGGGAACACACACAGGGCAGAGAGGAGAGAAAGAGGGCGGGAGGGGAAGGCGCCAGCUGCAGCACCGGGCACCGCGAUGGUGGGAGGAUGGAAGAAGUGGCGGUGAAGCAGGGCUUCCUGUACCUUCAGCAGCAGCACGCUUUUGGAAAGAAAUGGCGCCGAUUCGGAGCUAUGCUGUAUGGACAGCCGGGCUCUGCCUUGGCGCGGCUGGAGCUCCACGAGGGCCAGGAGAAGCUGCGCCGGGGAGAAGGUGCCCGGAAGGUCAUCCACCUCAUUGACUGUCAGCGGGUGGCUGAGGCCGGCGGGGAGGCCAGCAGCCCCCGGGACACCAGCGCCUUCUUCCUGAAGAUCAAGGAGCACCAGUACCUGCUGGCAGCCCCCACUGCCGAGUGUGGCGACUGGAUGCAGUCCAUCCGCCGCCUGGCCUGCCUUGUGAGUCGUCCAGGGGUCCGGAGGAAGGAGCUGUCGAGCUCAGAGGGGAAGGGCAGCCAGCCCUGCAUGGAGGAGAAUGAACUCUACAGCAGCACAACCACAGUGGCCCCCUGCAAGGAGUUUGCUGUGACCGUGAGACCCACAGAAGCCAGUGAGAGGUGCCGGCUCCGAGGAUCCUAUACCCUCCGGACAGGAAAGAGUGCACUGGAGCUGUGGGGUGGCCCUGAGCCAGGUGCCCAGCUGUACUACUGGCCCUACAGGUUCCUGCGACGCUUUGGGCGCGACAAGGUUACCUUUUCCUUUGAGGCAGGCCGGCGCUGCAUCUCUGGAGAGGGCAACUUUGAGUUCGAAACCCGGCAAGGCAACGAGAUCUUUUUGGCCCUGGAAGAGGCCAUUGCUGCCCAGAAGAACUCGGCUCCUCCUGGGCCCCAAACCCAGCCAGCUCCAGUCCCCGCAGUGCUGCCCCGGCCAGAGAGCCCCUACUCCCGGCCCCAUGACUCACUGCCACCACCUUCCCCCACUGCCCCGGUGCCCACCCCCCGGCCGAGGGGCCCAGAGGGGGAAUACGCAGUGCCCUUUGAUACAGUGGCCCGUAACCUGGGGAAGAGCUUGAGGGGCAUGCUGGCAGUCCCUCGGCAACCCUCGGUCGACCCUCUGUAUGACAGCAUUGAGGACCACCCGCCCUCAAGACCUGACCCCAUAUAUGAUGAGCCCGAGGGAGUGGCCGUCCUGUCCUUGUAUGACAGCCCCCAGGUCCCCCAGUGUGACGCCUGGAGGAGGCAGGCCACAGAUGACCGGGACCCCAGCGGCCUCCUGCACAUCUACCCCGUGGGGCAGGACUUCCCUGCCUCUGGCUGGCCACAGGGAACCGAGUAUGACAAUGUUGUACUUAAGAAAAGCCCAAAGUGAUGGGCGGUAGGGGAGAGUGGCCCCCCAUGGAAUGCCAGCACUGAGGGGGGCCUGUGCACACCAGGAAGGGCUUGGGCCCUGGUGAGAAGGAGCCGGAGGAGGAAGACAGGCCUCCCCACUAGUUUCUGCUGGUGAUUCCUCCUGCUCACUACAUCCCAGGAACUUCACUCUGCUCCUUUUGGAACCUUAGGCUUGGCCUGCCUUAGUCUGGGUGGAGGAGUCGUCCCUCCUGGGAGCCUGCUUUGUGAGUCAUCAUCCCAAAGCAGGAAGAGGGCCCUGAAGAGACCCACCCUCCUCCUACUCCUUUCCCACUUCCUCUUCUUUCUUUCCUGGCCCUAAGGGAACCUCAGGCAUUUAGGGCAGGGGACAAAAGGAUGUCAGCAAAUCACCCCCUCUUCCUUGGCUCCUGCAGGCCUCCUGCCUUCUGAUGUCCCCUUCAGGGGACAGCCCUGACUCCAGGCACUGAGGAAGGUGGUUACAGCUUUCUGCAGGUUUUGAACUUCUCU